GGGAGAGUACACACAAUCGUCGCGCUAGCAGCUAAGGUUAGAUUCUGCAGAAUUUGUAUUUAUAUGAGUAUUUGCAAUACAGUAUGUCUACAAAGAAGUGUAGUGUGCCAGGAUGUAUUAAUUCGACAUCAGCACGUCAUAGAUUUCCAAAAAAUGAUUUGGAGAGAAUGAGAAUUUGGAUUAAGAGAGUGGCCAACCCUUGUUUUGAAAAGAUGGAAUCUCAGGACAUUUACAGAUCUUAUAGAAUCUGUGGAAAGCACUUUUCUGAUGAAUGCUAUAGUCCUGGGAAGGUUCAACUUAACACUAGUGCUUUACCAACAUUAUAUCUUCCUGAAUAUGUAGGGGAUAAUUCCUGUAGCAAACCAAUGAGCUUUGACAGGCUGGAAAAAACAUUUACUGAAAUUGAGACAAAGGAUUUUGACAACUACGAGGGACCAAAAGAGAAAAAAAUAAAACUGCAUGAGCACAUACAGACCUCCAUUAGUAUAUCUAAUAAACUAAAUCAUUCAAAGAACGAAGCACCAUUGCUUUCUCAAGAGCACCAACAAUUGAAAUAUGGUGAUACAAUUGUAUGUAACUACUUUGAGCAACAUGAAAAUUCAAAUUCAGGUUCUUCUGCCCAAGAAUCCAAUGAAGAGGAUACAAAACUUAAAGAACUGUCAGCUAUCACAAAAGAUGACUUCAAUUCGUAUUGUGGUAGCAAGUCAAGUAUACAAAAAUCAAUAUCCAACUUCGAUAUUGUAACACAAUAUGAACACGAACCAACUUAUAUUAUACUGUGUAGUAAAACUGAAACUUUUUCACCAACUCUCAACAAACUAUCACCACAUAAAAAGAGUGAAUCAAACAGUGAAAACAGUUUCAUUGACAUUCCUGAAAAAUUCUUUCUUAAGUUACGUAAAGAAAGUCAAGAAAGUUUGGACGAACGUUUUGUAGAAGAUAUAAUGGAAGCCUCAGAAUUGGCUUGUAGUAGAAAAAGUAGAGAAAUCAAUUUUCACAUGAAUAAUACAAGAGACGAGGAUUAUUUGAAAGAUUCAAAAGACCCAAAAAUGGAUGCUAAAUUACGAGAAUUCAUUUUAAACUCUAUAUUAGAUUCGCGAAGCAGCAACAUGAAAAAAUGUAGUGUUCCCGGCUGUUCAGAUACUACAUCUAUGAGGCAUAGAUUUCCAAAAAAUGAUGAAGAUCGUAUGACACUGUGGUUGCAAAAGAUUUCGAAUCCUGCUUUACAAAGUUUAUCGCUGGAAAAGAUUUAUAAUUCGCAUCGUGUAUGCAGAAGCCAUUUUGCGGAUAAUUGUUUUAGUCCCGGAAGGAAGAGACUCAACGGUUCCGCUGUUCCUACUCUAAAUCUUCCACUAUAACAAUAUUUUUACUCAAAGAACAUACAUGUAUUCCGCGAUGUACUUAUUACUUUUUUUUUUAAUAUUUGUCAUCUUGUAUAUACUUCGAUAUUCAUAGAACGUAAACUUCGAAAUUAUUUAUUUGAUAAUUACCUCGUAUUAAAAUUAUUGAAAUACUAAACAUAAUUUUGUAGUUAAAUAAAAAAAAAUUUGUAUACUCA
Messenger RNA from Cephus cinctus (wheat stem sawfly), 1558 nucleotides. RefSeq lists its product as uncharacterized. Bases 84 to 1358 code for a protein of 424 amino acids. Gene Ontology annotation, molecular function: sequence-specific DNA binding. Lineage: Eukaryota; Metazoa; Arthropoda; Insecta; Hymenoptera; Cephidae. The record is from RefSeq and is a predicted model, not a curated record. The transcript is spliced from 2 exons.